AUGUCAUUUCCAAGCAAUAGCGACACUCAUCAUCAUGAAGAUGUAGGAGGUACUUCAUCCAAUCAAUUUUAUGAAGCUUCAUCCAUCAUGGUGCCUCAUUCAUCAUCAUCAUCUUCCAAUAUGGGUGGAGCAACAAGGCCUCCUAAGAAAUCGGCUCCGAAGCAACCACAUCACGGUCGAUCAUCAUCGAAAGGAGGCACUACAGGUGGUAAUGAAGAUGCAACCAGCAAUAAUAACACCAAUAAGAAUGAAAAAUCGAAAGGACCAGGCAAUGGUCAAAGCCAAACAUCAAAACCCCAUCAUAAGCCUCCUCCAUCAAGAAAGCAAGUUGCCCAGGUGAAAUUUGUAAAGAUACAAUCUUCAUCUGCGCACAUAGGUACAGAAUCAUCCGAAACUCAUCCAACAACAGUUCCUGAUGAGGUGGCUCGCACAUCGGUAGUAGCAACAUCAUCGACGAUCACUGCUAGUUCUACUGCGCAGGAUGCUCCAACGAGCAGUCAUCAUCAUCAUGAACCUUCCAUAGAAAGUUAUAUUCCCAUGUACGUUCGUAAAAUCCGUGAAAUUUUGGAGACCGUGUAUGGUGGUAGCAUUGAUGUGAAAGCAAUUACGAAAACAAUUUGGGAUGAUAUUAUUCAGCCAACAAUCAUUUCGGAAUUGAAUCCAAGCUUACAUGUGAUGUUAAGCGUGCAAAAUAUGAAUAAUAUUGCGAGCUAUUUAAAAUCUGACGAUCCUAGAUUGGUCCAAGUGGUAAUGAGCAUUGACCAAUUAUUGACUGAUGUCCAUCAUGCAGACUAUGUUGAGGAUUAUAUUCCGACUGUUUAUUUGGACAAGCACAAAAUUGUGCGUGUGAAAAACCAACCAGUGUUGUUACUUCCUACCUUGGAGACAACCUUAUUCGAUUUAAUAGAGCAUGAAAUUAGAAAGGCUUGGAGAAAGGCUAACGAAUAUACCAACUCUCAAUUACUGAAUGUUACAUCUCAAUUGGAAACUAUUCAAAAACUAUAUUAUGAACAAGCACCAAAACAGAUUGACGAACUGUUAAUAGAAUUGAACAACAUUAAGCACAUGGACGAAGAAUGUAUCCAAAAACGCACCAAAAUUCACGAAGAACUCGACAACAUGUCUAGCAAGAUUAAGAGUCUUACUGAAGCAAUUAUUUCUUUGAGAACUCAACAAAUGGCCCAAAUCGAACCUUCUGUAGAAGAGUCGAAAGAGACUCCUGUCACUGAAGAACAAGUUCCUGAAGAAUAUCUCAGUGCUGAAGAACUGCAAGAACUUGACCAAAAGCGAAAACAAUUAAUUGCAACUGUUGAUGCAUUUUUGGCCUUAAUUGAAUCUGAUCGAGAAGAAGAAACCAACAAGCUUCAGCUUUUUUCUGAUGCAGUUCAUUUAUUGCAUGCUUCUCUGUACAAUACACAGAAAAACCUUGGCUUGGCACAGGUCGUGCCACUGCCAGCCCGAACAAUUCCUGUAUCCAUAAUUACCAAGUUGAUUAAUUUUCUCAAGGACAACACUGAAAAGAUUCCGCACAGUGUAGUUUCUUGUCUUCUUCAAGUCUCAGCUCUUUCGCUGAAAGGUAGAAAAGUCAACGAAAAGAAAGAAAUAUUCGCUGUGUACCAUUCUGCCUUGAUGCAUUUCACCCAAUACCUUACAAUUAGAAAAAUGGAAUUAUUUUUGAAAAUAAUGUAUCAAGUUGUACAGUCCUUGCAUCAUACUGACCCAGAAUUUGUAAACUUAAUGUUGCAUGAGUUACCAAAGACAGGCUCCAAAACCCAUGCCAAUUUUUCAGACAGAACAAAACUAGUUCAACUUUGGCAAGUACAAGCAUUCUGUGCCACUCUUGUCAUGCCAAAUCCCAUUCUAUCUCACCAGAUAUUUUCAUUUUACACUAGACAUGUUUUAACUUGGAUAAAUCUUUGGGAAGAUAUAAGAAACCUUUGCCUCAGAGAAACAUCUCUAACUCAAAUCAAGAAAGGAUCAUUCAAAACAUCCACGACACCAACAACCAGUCCAACAACACUUGCAGUUCCUGAGGCAAAUGAUGGCUACGCGUCAUCCUCUGAGAAGGAAUCUGAAGUAGAGACAGGCACAGAACGCUUGGAAGAAGUGACAAAAGAAAUUCAGUCUCAACUUGAAGUGGAUCAAACUGUGCAUGCUGACAUUGAAAAUAUUGAGAAGGAAUUACUCAAAUCGCCAGAAAAAUUGAAAAAAGAGGCAGAAUUGAUGAACAUGAUGCAACUCACAAAUGAUUGUGUUCAUUUAUAUGAAACUGAACUGAAACCAUCUGAAGAGGAAAAACUUGCCAAGAAAGAACUUGUUGAGGAAGUUUCAAAAAUCAUCUCAACCCUCUUUUCCCAAAAUCAAAAUACAGCAGAACUCAAUGAACCAAAGAUUUACACGUAUGGGUCGUACGCAAGCGAUUUGAGUUUGAAAGGUGCCAGUGACAUUGAUAUGUGCGUUUCUUUUGAAGGACUUGAAAACAUUCAGGAAAAUAACAAACUCCAAGGAAGAAUACUUGAAAUGAUUAGAAAAGAAAUGGACGGGAAAAGUAAGAACGAUAGUACUCUUUUCCCUCACUUAAAAUCUCAAAAUCAAGAAGUUGUGAGGAGCAGUAGAGUUCCAAUAUUGAAAAUUCACGAUAGUAAGAGAAACCUUGAUUGUGAUUUAUGUGUUGCUACCUAUAUGGGAGUUGUAAAUACUAGGAUGAUUUCCACAUAUUUAAUGGUAGAUCCAAAGAUGUUAACUCAUUAUGGUGCUACUAAUGAUACUUACAUGCUGGAUCGGGUGAAAAUGUUGAUCUACAUUAUUAAGCGAUGGGCCAAGAGGCGCCAUAUUAAUGACCCUCCAGCUGGAUCUCUUUCUUCAUACAGUUAUGUACUCCUGACCUUGCAAUUCUUACAAACAAUUGAGGUGUUGCCAUCUCUUCAACAGCUGGCUGAAGAUGAUAACGUCAGCAUUGAAGAUAUUUCCAAACCUCAUACUAUUAAUGCAUAUAACACAAAAUAUUUCAAAAAUUUAGAGAAACUUCCUUCGUUAUGGAAGGCUAUGGACGUUGAAAAGGUUUCCAAGUACACACUUGGACAUUUAGUGUACAUGUUCUUUGAAUUCUAUGCAAAGAAGUUUAAUUUUGACACCCAUUCAGUGUCCUUAAGAAAUGGAUCACCUAUUCCAAAGAAGAAGGUUUCUCCUAAUUCUCAGAUCAUCAUAUCCAUUGAGGAUCCAUUUGAAAUUCGUGACUUGGGAAGCGUUGUUUCAAACGAAAUGGGACCUGUGAUUGUGUCUGAGUUUAGACGAACUUUUGAAAUUCUUUCUAGCGGAGGUUCUAUUCAUGAUGUUUUAGAAGAACGAGAAGGUAUCUCAUCUGUCAAUAUUUAUCAAAUGAAGAGAGAUUUCGGAAAAGGCUAUGACGAACAUUUGCAACUUGAACAAGUUGCUGAGAUGAUUAACAAAGGAGAACUAUUUCAAGGCGAAUUAAGAGUGAACAAGAAGAGAAUGACAGAAGCCUACGUGACAGUGGAAGGAGGGCCAUUCAAGAAAGACAUCUUCAUCGAUGGUCUCAAGAAUAGAAAUCGAGCAAUGCAUGGUGACAUUGUCGCUGUAAAGGUUGAAAAGACAAAGAUAGUUGCUGGAUCAGUGAUGGAAACUGUAGAAAACAAAGAAAGUACCAAUGAAGAUAAGGUAGAACCCAUCUCAUCAACUGCAGCCGUAGAAGUAACAGAAGAAAAUGUGAUAUUCACAGGAGUUGUAGUUGCUGUCUUGAAAAAGAAGUCUCCCUCGAUUUUCCCUUGUACAUUAAUGGCUCAAGAUGAAAUUAGAGGUUAUAGAUGGCUCAUUCCACUCGAAAAAUCCUAUCCAAAGCUAAUGGUUAAAUUUGAAGAGUUUAAAAAGAAGUUUAAUGCUAAAUCUCAUGUCAUUGAGGAAGGAAUAUUUGUGGUAGAAAUGAAACCUUGGGAUAAGGGCUCAAACUAUCCAAAGGGAUCCUUGAUUGGAUGUUUAGGAUUCAAAAAGGAUUUGUGGAGUUUGAAGCGCGCCUUGUUGCUUCAAUAUUGCCCAAUUAUGUUCGAUAAUGUUUAUUCAGAGCGAAAAGUAGAUAGAGAGGCUGAAAAAGAGAUUGUUUCUACAGGUUCCAGUGCUAUAUUAUCUCAAUCUGUUAAGAUGGCUGACUCUGUUGCAGGAAGUUUGGUAUCUCAAUCAGUGCUCGAGGAAAAUUCAGAAACACUCAAAAAUAGACAAGAUAUGAAUAACUCAAUUUCCAAUAUUGGAGAUACUAUCAGUGAUAUCAACUUUGACAGAGGAAGCUCAUCUGACAAUUUAAUUCAAGUUCAAGACUGGAGACAAUCGAGACGCAUUUUCACCAUUGACCCAACGCAUUCAAAAGAUUUAGACGAUGCUAUCGCUAUUGAACCUAUUUAUGAACAAAACAUUCCAAAAAUCACAGAUUUGAACAGAAAGUCAUAUGAGAAUGUUCAAAAGUUUUUGGUUACUGUGGCUAUUGCUGAUGUUUCUCAAUUUGUUCCUCUGAACUCACCAAUAGAUAAGGAAGCAAGAAAACGUGGUACAAGUGUUUACAUGAUCAAUAGUGUGGAACAUAUGCUUGAUCCGUCUCUAUCUCAAAACCUUUGUUCGUUGCAUGGAGGUGUUAACCGAUUUGCAAUUGCUGUUGAGUUUAUCAUUGAUAGAGAGACAUGUGAAAUUGAUAAGGAAUCGAUCAAGUUUAACAGAUGUAUGAUGCGAUCUUGUUGCAGACUCGAUUACAAUAGAGCUCAAAAGAUGAUUCUUCAUUACAAUAAGAACAAGUUCAAUGGCUUUGUUGGAUCUGAUCCAAAAGUCAAAUUUGGACUCGAAGUAGAUGAGGUACCAGCAACCUAUGGCACUUUCACGUUGGAUGAAAUUUACGAAGAUAUUCAAAUAUUCAAUGAGCUGAGCCAAAAAUUAAGACAACAAAGAGCUGAAAAAGGAAGUGUCUUUCUUAAGAACGAGCAAUUGAAUUUUGAAUGCGAUAUGAACGGAAAGGGGUUUCCUCUCAAGGUACUAUGUGAUGAACACAAUGAGUCUCACAUUCUUAUCGAAGAGAUGAUGUUAGUUGCAAAUGAACUGGCCGCUAUUGCAUUGUAUGAACAUUUUGGUGAUGCUACUCUCUUGAGAGUGCACUCUUCUCCAAAAAUUGACAAAUGGGCUGUAACUGUAGCUAUGCUUGCUGACCGUAUUUGCAGAUGGAAAAUUGAGAAUGUUGUUAAACAAGGAAUUGAAACUGAAGCCGAAAAUGAAAAAGCUAUUGUUCUUGACUUGCUAGAGAAGUGCAUCAGACAACGUACAAAAGGUUUAGAAGAAAACGAAAAGCCUGUGACCAUUCAAUAUGUGAUUAAUUUACUCAUCGAAAAUGCUAAAGAACAUGAGACGCUCAUGCACACCAUUCAACACAUGUUGUUGAGAGAAAUGCAAUUAGCUCAAUAUGCUACUGUUGGAGAUUGCAAGAAGAGCAAAUCAAGUGAUGAUGAAGAACAAGAUCUUUCACAUUCAGACUUCACUAAAAGAUUAAUACCAAAGAAGAAAUUUGAGAAUACUUGGCAUUUUGCGCUUUGUAAAGAAUUUUAUACCCACUUCACAAGCCCCAUUCGUCGUUAUGCUGACUUGAUUGUGCACAGAUGUCUUCUUCAAAUGAUCAAAGAAAAUAGACUCAAAGAACUAGGAGUGUCCAAAGAAGAAAUCUUGGCAAGUAGAGAGGCUUCUCUCUCUGCUCAUGAAUUGUCAUCUAUUGCUGAGCAUUUGAAUGACCAAGCAUACAGAGCAAGACUACUCCAGGACGAGUGUGAAAAGCAAUAUCUGGCUUAUUAUCUUUUACCCAUUCUCUCAGCCUCAGUAGAAAGAGUGGAAGCAGUUGUUCUUUCUUUGGGUAAAAGAAGUUUCACCAUCUACGUUCCAAAGUAUGGACUAGAGUUGCAAGUUAAUGCCAUGAAACACUUUUCUCCAACACCAACAACGAUCAACCUUGAAGAGAAAGAAAUAGAAAGCAUCGUACCUCGUAAAGUAUUGAGUAUUGCCUCAGAAAAUGCAGAUGAAGAGGGCCAUCUUGGAGGAUCCUUUAUCGAAAAAUUAACCAUCACUUGGUCGGUGUCUUCAACGAAUCCAACUGCAUCUGUGGUGGAUCUCGAUGAAGAUCAAACGAAACAAACCAUAACCACAACGACAAGUUUAGAACAACCAUCUUCCGACAAGGUUAGCACUGCAUGGUCCCCUUACAAAAGAACCAUUGAGCUUGUUCCUUUGAAAAAGAUAUUAGUGGAUUUGGAUGUGAAUUUAGGCCAAGUGCCUAUUGAAAUUAUGUGUUACAACAUUUGGGAAUUUGGACAAGAAUUGAAAAAUCCUACCUUCUCACCAAAAUUGAUUCAAAAACAUAGCAAAACUGCUGCUUCACAAAAUGCAUUCAAGGAAAAUACGAAAUUGAACGAGAAAACAUCAGCCGUGUUACAAUCUGUCAGUGCUCAAGUGAAACAAAUGGAGAAUAUUAUUGAAACCAUGCAAAAGAAGAGCAGAAAGAAGAGUGUUCCAUCUUCUUCUCCAGCAACAUCCUCUUCAUCGACUGCCUCUCAGCAACAACCCCAACAACCACAUGUUCCCCCAACUACAAGACCACACUUCCCUCCUGGAUCAAGAGGUAGAGGAAAAGGAAGAGAAGGUACGGUUCUUGGGGAAAGUGGAUCAUCCACUCAUCAUCACAACCCUCAUCACACUCACCAAGGCCACCUUCAUAACGCUCAUCAUCAUUCGGAAAGAGGUGGAUUUAGCUCUCGUGGCAGAGGUGUUAGAGUGAAGCGCCUUCCUCACAACGAAGAAUAG
Molecule: messenger RNA, 6837 nt
Organism: Naegleria fowleri
Lineage: Eukaryota; Heterolobosea; Eutetramitea; Acrasida; Naegleriidae
Exons: 1
Coding region: 1-6837 (2278 amino acids)
Biological process (GO): mRNA catabolic process
Cellular component (GO): P-body; exosome (RNase complex)
Molecular function (GO): RNA binding; nucleotidyltransferase activity; 3'-5'-RNA exonuclease activity
Source: RefSeq, a predicted model, not a curated record